AGUUUGUUGAGAAGCUCAAACUAGUCCUAAUUUCACCCUAAACAUCGUGUUUGCUAGUGCAAAAGUGAUACCUUCUUGAAGCUGCUAUACAGUUACACUAAGGCAAUGACUACUCAAGCUAAUUUCGAGCAAAACUUCAAGGAAUUAAAAAAUCGAUUAAAGUUGAUAUCGGACGCUGACCCGGAUCAGUACCAUAAUGACCACUCACUUACACGGUAUUUAAAAGCUUUUAAGACUGUAGAUGCAGCAUUUCAGGCCAUCUUGAAAACCAACAAGUGGAAAAAAGAAUACAAUGUUGCAGCUCUAACAGAGGAACACCCAACUGUUAAGAACAAUUUGGCUUUGAAAAAAGCUAGAGUGCUUCGACACAGGGAUAUGCAAGGGCGGUCAGUCAUUUACAUUCCUGCAAAAAACCAUAGUGUAAAUGAUAGGGAAAUAGAUGAACUCACUCAGUUUAUUGUUUUCUGUCUAGAAGAGGCCUCCAAGAAGUCAUUUGAAGAUGUUAUAGACAACUUUUGUAUUGUCUUUGAUCUCAAGAACUUCUCAUUAACAUGCAUGGAUUACCCUCUGAUUAAAAAUAUCAUUUGGCUGCUAAGUCGCCACUAUCCUGAACGCCUGGGAGUGUGUCUCAUCUAUAAUGCCCCUACAGUUUUCUCAGGGUGCUGGGCUAUUAUAAAAGGCUGGCUUGAUGAGAAUACAUCAAGCAAAGUCACCUUUGUAAAUUCAGAGGAGGAUCUGUGCCAGUAUCUGAUACCUGACAUACUCCCAUCUGACAUGUAGGGAAGCCAAAAAGACUACUGCUGCACGAAAGAUCUGUGAGAUGGCCACGUCUCGAAGUUGAAAUUAUAAAUUUCUAGGUAAAAUGAAUGAUUUUUUUUUAACCUUGCUUAUUUGAUAAAGUUGCAUGUUGUCACACACCCAUAUGACCAAAGCUUAUGGGGCUUUAAGCUUCAAUUCCUUCCUAAAAUGGUAACUUGACACACCCCCUCCUACCCUAACUGUUGUGAAACAAACUUUUGUUAACCCAUUUGAGAUUAUUUUUCCCUGAAAUUUGCUGUUACUGUCUGCCUUGGACAAUUGACUGCCAAAAAUAUUUCAACCAAGGAAUGAAAUAGAAUCAUAUAUAUUUACCACAAUACACAGCCGUACAAAUAAAAAAUAA
Molecule: messenger RNA, 1162 nt
Organism: Daphnia carinata
Lineage: Eukaryota; Metazoa; Arthropoda; Branchiopoda; Diplostraca; Daphniidae
Exons: 4
Coding region: 106-780 (224 amino acids)
Source: RefSeq, a predicted model, not a curated record